GAGAGGGCUUGUGUCGUCUGUUCACGACGAGGUCGACGACGACGACGACGAGAGCAGCGAUCUUGGAGGUCAACAUGUAGUCUUUGCGCGGCCGAAUAACAGCAACAACAACAACGCUGAUAUCAAGGAUCUCGUCAUCCCGAUGCGGGUCAUGGACAUGGGCAUGGGGAUGAGGCUUCCCUACGUCCCGCACCCGGCGAAUGACCUCCAGCUCUCCCUGCGCCAGCCGCCAGUACCCCCUCAGAGGGCGAGCCAUUACAAGACGUCCUUUGAGGAGAUUAGUUUCCUUGGCAAGGGCGGGUUCGGGAGCGUGUUCAAGUGCUGGAACCGCUUCGACGACAGGAUGUACGCCGUCAAGAAGAUCCCGCUGUCGCCGCGGCUGAGCAAGAGUUUCUGCGAGGGCGGGCAUGACCGCCUGGGCAAGUUGCUGCGAGAGGUCCGCGCGCUCGCGACGUUUGAUCACUCAAACAUUGUCAGGUAUCAUGCUACGUGGAUCGAGGAGCCGAGUCACUCUGCCACGGAGAAUGCUGGACGCGCGAGGACGACGAGAGUAGGGUAUGCGCCCCCGCUGGCGGCGCAAAUGAGAGCAGGGAACCCACGGAGGCAGCCGAAGCUGCUUGAGCAUCAUCCACUUCACACAGCUAGCGACAGCGAACCCAGCUUCUCGGACAGUCCUCAGCAGCAUGAGGUAUCUGCUGGCAACGACAUUGUUUUCGGCUUUGACACCAACUCGGGCCAACCCUCAGCAGCAGGACACAGUAGCCUUGCUGGUCCCCCGGGCCCUCAGUGGUCUGAGCAACCAGGCUCUACAAACAGGAUCGAGGAACUAUCGUCAUCCGAGGGCCAAGAUGACAGCGACAUAUUCACCGAUGGCGACAGGCUUGGCGCUUCGGCGAGGGACAUUGUCCCCACAGGUAUAACCGUCCCCGACCCAACGGUCCACGUCUUGCACAUCCAAAUGUCGCUCUACCCGAUGACGCUGGCGCAGUACCUGUCGCCGACAAGGCCGCCGACGCACUGCUUCCACCUGAUACCCAGCCUGCGGCUCCUGCUGUCCAUCUUGACAGGGCUGCAGUACAUACAUUCCAAGGGGCUGAUACACCGUGACAUCAAGCCAGGCAACAUCUUCUUGUCACCAGCUAGUCCCAGCACGACGGAGUCGUCGCAUAGCGGGUACUGCAACGUCGGAGACUGCGACAGCUGCCAUGCGGCAAACACAAGUUCAUCUGGUACUCCGCCAACAACAUCAUCAUCGCCAACGUCAUCCUCGGCAACGAAUAAAUCAUCUCCGAUAUGGCUGAAUCCGCGUAUAGGCGAUUUCGGACUGGUCACACAGCUUGCGAGGGAAGGGCUCUCUUCUUCGUCUCCAGACUCGCUCGAGCAGAGUCUGAGCGGCGUGUUUGGCAGCGAAGUGUCAUCAGACAAGGACGAGCAUCUCGUCGGGACCAUGUACUACCGGCCGCCGCGCUGGCCGCCGUCUUCGCAGCCGUCUAGUCCCGGGAGAAGGCGACCAGAACAGCCUCCGCAGCCUCCGCAGCCGCAGCAACAACCUACGCGAAAGAGCGCCAAACCCCGCAAUCUAGACGAGAAGCUGGACAUUUUCGCCCUCGGCGUCGUCCUCGUAGAGAUGCUCGCGUGCUGCCACACGGCGAUGCAGCGCGUCGACAUGCUCAAGGCCAUCCAGGACGGCAGGAUCCCUGCCGAGGAUAUACGGCGGUGCUGCGCGGUUAGAGACCAUCAUCUGCGCCACCAGGAACAGCAGAAACGUCAGCUGGAGCAGCAGGUGGUGGUAGAAAACGGGAUCGCAGACCAAGUCGUUGCGCUCGUGGAGGGUAUGCUGGCGCUGGAUCCUGAUGAGCGGUGGAAUGGUAGCAGGGUCAGGGCCGCUGUCGAGAAGAUACUCAUCGAGUACAAGGCUAGCAAAGAUGUAGUUGACUGAUGGCUCUUGAAGUUUUCACGGGUUCAGAGCGUCCAGACCAGCAGCUCAAGCCCAGACUGUUUCAGGGGUUGAUUGCCUGUGUUCUAUCGACGAAGAACCCAUGAUCUUGUUGGAAACUCCCAAUGGUUCUCAUAGAUAUUCCAGCAAGAGACACAAUAUCGAAGACGCACAAUAUCGCUACGACUCUUAAGAGCGUUUCAA
Messenger RNA from Microdochium trichocladiopsis, 2140 nucleotides. Its product is annotated as kinase-like domain-containing protein. The record is from RefSeq and is a predicted model, not a curated record. The annotation marks the transcript as partial. Gene Ontology annotation, biological process: protein phosphorylation. Gene Ontology annotation, molecular function: protein kinase activity; ATP binding. The transcript has a single exon. NCBI's taxonomy places the organism in Eukaryota, Fungi, Ascomycota, Sordariomycetes, Xylariales, Microdochiaceae.